AUGGAGCUGACGUCAGAGGACUGCCAGUGGCGCAGCAAGAAUGGGCAUAGGUCGUGGUCAGUCAUCGAGCGAAAUGCAUCGCUGUCCUUGCUGGAAGGGGGCGAGUACGUGACGGGCUUCGAGUAUGUCAACGCAAAGCACGUCAACCUUGGCAUCAACACACCUCAUGGCAAGAAAGACAUUCUUGUCCUCAACACCGUGUGCAUGAGCGGUGCUAUCAACUUGCGGGUCUCCCCGCGCAAGGCCUUCGAAGCCAAGUUCCUGACAGGCCAAAUCCAAGCCGGCAACGCCAAAAGCCAGGAAAGGUUCCCAGUCGAGGAGAGCUGGCAAUCGCUAGGUGGGAGCGACAGCGCCGCAUCCUUCCUGAAGAAGAGCCAAGAGGAGAAACACCUGCUGGUGACCUCCUGCACUGGAGACGCUAAGACGAAAGCCGAGGACACCUGCUCGGAAUAUCUCGGCGAGGAGACGCGGGAGUCUGGGAGUUUCUUCGACGAUUGCGUCUUCGAUGUCUGCCGAGGAGGAGAGUCAUUCGCAAAAGCAGCGGCGGAACUGCGCUCACUCAUGUAG
Symbiodinium sp. CCMP2592 is the source of this 567-nucleotide messenger RNA. The record is from the annotation of a GenBank genome assembly. Lineage: Eukaryota; Dinophyceae; Suessiales; Symbiodiniaceae.